CGACAUCCCUACCAGCGACAGACGUAGUCGUUCGAAAAUAAGAAGCGGAAUAACAACCCAACAUUAAACCCGAUAAUAUAUUUCAAAAAUCAACUACGCCGGGUGAAAUUCGAAUGCGAAUGUCUAACAAUGAUUGUUAAGAGUUGAAUAAAAAAUAAAAAUAAAAAAUAAUUACCCGCGAUCGGUUAGUAAUUGUUAAAAAAAAAAAGUGCGCUCCUUGCAGUUGGAAGCUUUUCGCCGUCGCGGUUUUUGUUUGGUUUCCUUUGCCUUAUUUGUAUUUAUUUUGAAUUUUUUUUUUUCGACUCCAGUCAAGUGCCAAUUUGAAGUCUAACGACUACCGCCCCGGACGAAAUAUGACACAUCAGAGCUUCGGGUGUCUGGUUAAGUGGUUCUAUCUGGUCCUCAUCCUCCACACGCUCCUCUGCAUCGGUCAGCUCGAGGGCCGCCAAUCCCAGCACAAUCGCAAUCACAACAACAACAAUAACAACAGCCGGCGACCUGGCGGAGAUUCAUCCAGUUCGGAGGAGCAACAUGGCAAUACCAGCGACGGGUUGGACAACAACUUCACGGAGAACGACAGCGGCGGAGUGCCCCAUCGCCAGAGGAAUCAGCGGAAGAAGCAGCAGGGCGCCGGCGGAGGAGGAGGUGGUGGCGGCGGUGGUGGUGGUGCUGGAGGAGAUCGGAACGGGGGCAACAACCGUCACAACCGCCCCGAGGAGAACGGCGUCUCGUUGUGGAUCAAUGAGCAGCAGCUCAAGAAUCUAACAGCGAUGUACUUUCCCCAAGGCUACUCCGAACGGCUGUAUGCGAUCGACAAUGGCCGGGUGACGAACGAUUUGAGGGACACGACGCUGUACAACUUCCUGGUGAUACCAUCGGAGGUGAACUAUGUGAACUUUACGUGGAAGUCGGGCAGACGGAAGUACUUCUACGACUUCGAUCGCCUCCAGACGAUGGACGAUAGCAUUUUGAAGGCACCGACCCUCUCAAUCAGGAAAAGUGGAAAGAUACCGCAGGAGCAGAAGAAUUUUAGCAUCUUCCUGCCCUGCACCGGCAACAGUUCCGGCACCGCGUCCUUCAACGUCGGCCUCAAGAUCCAGACGCGCCACAACAAGUCACUGUCGGGCACACCCAUCCGCCUCAACUUCAAAAAGGAAUGCGCCCACAGAGGUGUGUAUGAUAUAGACGCUUCCAACCCUACUUCACUAACAACUUUGCAAGCUCCCGAUCCAGAAUGCAGCUUGAAGUGCGGCAAGAACGGCUACUGCAACGACAAGCACAUCUGCAAGUGUAAUGUCGGCUAUACGGGUCAGUAUUGCGAGACAGCCUUCUGUUUUCCACAAUGCCUCAACGGCGGCAACUGCACAGCUCCCUCCGUUUGCACCUGUCCGGAUGGCUACCAGGGCACCCAGUGCGAAGGUGGUAUUUGCAAGGAAAAGUGCCUGAACGGUGGCAAGUGCAUACAAAAGGACAAGUGCCAGUGCUCCAAAGGUUACUAUGGCCUGCACUGCGAGUACUCCAAGUGCGUGAUUCCCUGCAUGAACUCCGGAAGGUGUAUUGGCAACAAUAUGUGCCGCUGUCCGAGUGGCUUUAAUGGCAAUCACUGCGAGAUCGGACGCCGGCAGCGUUCCAUUUGCAAGUGCCGGAAUGGAACCUGUGUCAGUCACAAGCGCUGCGAAUGUCAUGAGGGCUUCUACGGACGCCAUUGCAAUGCCCGCAAGAGACGCCAUGCCCGCCACUAAGAAUGAGACAGAUGGGGGCCAUGACAUUGCAUGUGCUAUUGUAAUAUUCAUUGGAACUUGAAACUUUUGUCUAUAAGAGAAAAACAAAACACUUUUCACAGCAAAAAAUGAAACAAACAAACGGAUGAAACAAAAAUAAUACUAAUUGUGAUACAAAUUUUUGUGUAAUUUAACAUUUUUAAAUAAAAAACAAAAUCUAAGAA
This is a messenger RNA of Drosophila ananassae, 1945 nucleotides long. It is a transcript of the gene shf, whose product is annotated as protein shifted. NCBI's taxonomy places the organism in Eukaryota, Metazoa, Arthropoda, Insecta, Diptera, Drosophilidae. Gene Ontology annotation, biological process: anatomical structure development. The transcript has 8 exons. The record is from RefSeq and is a predicted model, not a curated record. The coding region runs from base 354 to 1742 and encodes 462 amino acids. Gene Ontology annotation, cellular component: extracellular region; cell surface. Gene Ontology annotation, molecular function: signaling receptor binding.